AUGCACUCUCCCUGCCGUCUUUCUUCUGAUGCGUUCCGCCGUAUUCCUCCGUUCCCCAACCCCCGGAAGUUCCAUCAGUCCUUCCUACUCCGUGCCAAGGAUCCGGUGAUCUCGAAGAAUAAUCUCCAGAAGACGCUUGAGGCCCAUCGCUUGUCCAAUCGCGCCUGCCUUGUGCGUAAAGUGCCGACCACUAUCCCCUCGAAGAGCGUCAUUCCGUCUAUUUCCCCGUCAGAGAAUCUCCCCGACCAUGGACAUGAAUCAAUUCUUCCCUCAACACAAGAAACUCAGUCCUCCGGGCCGGUGAAGAGAGUCAUAAGAGAACGCUCUCCCCCAAAAAGAGCAUCUAAUCUACGAUUUAGAGCACACAGGGUUGCAUCUGAUUGUUCUGCUGGUGCUGCUGCCGCCGCCGCCCACCAGCACCUACGGUGGGACGUUGACGGAAAGGGCAGACCAGAACAACGUCCAUGGUUAGACAAUCUGAGUUUCGUGGGAAACUACUGCGAUGCGACUUCUUAUCUUGACUCAGAGAUCCUUGCUCUAGAAAGGUACUUGAUACCAACCCAGCGGGAACAGGCCAAUGUAGAUCAGUUGGCUCACAAUGUUGCCGGUAUACUGGGAGGAGUUGUGCCUCACCCACCGGAGGUCAUCGGUUCUCGGCGGACUGGAAUGGCUGUCAGUCAUUCAGAUAUAGACUUCAUUCUUUCUGUGAGUGAUCCUGAGACCACGUCCGACCAGCUCAGGAAGCCAAGCCCCUCUCGCCCCAAAAUGAUCGGCGUCUAUACUGCACUGCUCCGAAAGGUAGAACGUGUCUUUCAGCAGAGCCAGGUGUUCAAUGGCCGAGUCUAUUUUCUUGGGAAACAGUUUCCUGUUCUAUCGGCAGUUCAUCAUCUGACUGGCCUCCAAGUUCAGUUAUAUUGUGGACAGGGCCCUCCCUCAUCUAUCGAAUAUAUCCAGGGCUACCAUGCUGAGUAUCCUACACUCCGACCCUUGUACCUGACCACACGAUUGAUCUUGGAAUCUCGGGGUUUGUUUGGCGCCCACGUGUCAUCUGUUGGAUCCGACGCCCUUCUGACGAUGAUUGUGGCGUUCCUGAGAAUGAAUCACGGUCGUUUCCAACACCAAGAAGCUCUAGGUGAACAGCUCCUCGCCAUUUUGCAGACAUACGGAGAACGGACGGAUCUUCAAAGCACCGGCGUCUCGGUUGACCCUCCGGGAUUUUUCAACGUUGAUACCACCAGAGACGGGGCUGAGCUGUAUGACUCUGGAUCCAUCCCGGCCUAUCUCCGCGGCCAGCGUUCGCUGAUCAACCUGAAAAGGACAGCCCUUGCCAGGAGAAAUUUGCCCGUUGCACGACGCCUGUGCAUCCAAGACCCAUGCAAUUAUAUGAAAGAUCUGGGCCGUUCAUGUACUCGAACAGCAGAGCUUCAAGCCGCAUUUGCCGAUGCUUACUCGAGUCUGCGCACGUCAAUUGAUACGUGGGACGAAGGACAUUCCCCCAGAUCUCAAGAUAGUAUCCUGGCGCAUGCAUUACGGGCAAACUUCGAUGACUUUGAGCGAGUCCGCGCAAGGAUUUCUUACACUGCUGGAGUGCAUUCUUAG
Molecule: messenger RNA, 1599 nt
Organism: Monascus purpureus
Lineage: Eukaryota; Fungi; Ascomycota; Eurotiomycetes; Eurotiales; Aspergillaceae
Source: the annotation of a GenBank genome assembly